CCUCGGGUAAGACAGUGGUCUCCCCUGCAGGUCUGCCCCGGGAAAAGCCUUAGGACCAGAGAGGUUGAAUGAAAGAAAGAGAAGAAGGAGAGCCCCUAACCCCCUCCCACACACAGCGGUCAGCUGACCGAGCAUCAGCGCGUGCCUCACGGACAAACGUGCCUCCCAUGAUUCCGAGGGGGUCCGCAGCAGUCUGACCACACCCACCUGAGCGAGCGCACAGCGCGGCUCUAGAGGAGCAGGAUGGAGCCCGCACUCUCUCUGUGAAGGGCACCUCUACGGGACGCUCCACGACGCUCUGUGUCUCACGCGUCACUCUGCCGCCGCGCUCUGCCGCCUGCACGACGCUUACCAGGUAUGCUCCCAGGCUGACGCUGUGACGCGGGGGACACGGACAUGGCGGCCAGGGGCCACGCCACGGGGCCAGCGGAGUCUCAUCGCUGCACCGGGACCAACAACGGAACGUGCGCAGAGCAGCUCAGCGUCUUCCCGCCCUUCUCCUCCACGCUCGCGCUCAUUGUGCUGGUGCUCGUGCUCGUUGGGAUCAUUCUGGUUUCCUUGGCAACCUUCCAUUUCCACAAGAGGAAGCUCCGUAAAAGGAAAAUCCUGCGCGCACAGGAGGAGUACGAGCGCGACAGGCGCAGCCCCGCGCGCGCCUCCGGUAACGAGCUCGUGAGACCUUGUGUCAUUGUUCGCCCCCUCAGAUGUGAAGAGAAACCAAGGGCCCCCCCCAACGAGGGCCAGGGGCUCAACACCGCCAAGGGCCAGGGUCACUCCACCGAAGGCCAGAGCCACCCAACCGAGGACCAGGGCCACUCCACCGAGGACCAGGGCUCCUCCUCCUGCGAGGGCCAAGGCUCCAGUGAGGCCCCUAACGAACCCCACAACAUAGCCCCCAAUGAGGCCCCCAACAAGGCCCCCAGCGAGGGUCCCAACGAGACCCCCAGUGACUGUUGACGCGACUUCAGGGAAAACAGAACAGCAAUAACCCGGCACAACACCCCACGGCUGCCUGCACCUCCAGAUCUGUAGACCUGAGGACCUGAUUUAGACCAGACCCAUGUCCCUAUAGACCCAUGUCCCUAUAGACCCAUGUCUCUCAUAGACCAUUCUCCCUCACAGACCCAUGUCCCUAUUAACCUGAUCAGAGCCAGGACCGGCUCUGCCCAAACCAGGUCCUCCAGGUCUUCGGCCUUUAUAGAACUGCUCUUGUACAUUUCUGUUCUUCCAGCCUACUCCUCGCUGGUCCAGGUCUGGUCCCGUUCCAGUCCAGGUCCAGUCCAGGUCCGCUCCUUAUCUGGUCUCGGUCUGAUCCUGGUCUUGUUCUGGUCUGGUCUAGUCCCAGUCUGGUCCCGGUCUGGUCUGGUCCCGGUCCGGUCCCUGUCUGGUCCCGGUCUGGUCCUGGUCCGCUCCUGGUCUAGCUCCAGUCUGAUCCCGGUCUGGUCCCAGUCCUGGGCCAGUCUUGGUAUGGUGUGGUGGGGGACAGUGCUGUGGGUUGGUGGCAUGUGUUCAUAUAGUGUUAGUGGUAGGCAGCAGAGGCUGCGUAGGCUUUAGCAUAUAUCCUGCUUUAGUGUCUCAGACACGUGUAGCUCCUAUAGCCUGACAGGACCUAUAGUUAUGCACAUUUACUACUCUGUACAUAUGUGAUUAUUCUAUACAUCAUGUGUCAUAUAGAGCUCUUCCAGCCCCUACACCUGUCAUGUCAUCUCUGGCCUUAUCAAAUAUGUACGCUUUAUAAUAAACAACUGAGGAAAG
Molecule: messenger RNA, 1755 nt
Organism: Periophthalmus magnuspinnatus
Lineage: Eukaryota; Metazoa; Chordata; Actinopteri; Gobiiformes; Gobiidae
Exons: 2
Coding region: 397-957 (186 amino acids)
Source: RefSeq, a predicted model, not a curated record